Molecule: messenger RNA, 1197 nt
Organism: Capsicum annuum
Lineage: Eukaryota; Viridiplantae; Streptophyta; Magnoliopsida; Solanales; Solanaceae
Product: transcription factor MYB15
Exons: 3
Coding region: 350-1051 (233 amino acids)
Source: RefSeq, a predicted model, not a curated record
AGUGCAAGAAACUAAAUCAUGAAACCCAAUUACACAUGAUGAAAAAUUGUUGCUCUUAAAUUCCUACUCUUACUCGCUUUAUCAGUCUUUAAGAAAGUCAAAAUCUCCUUCAAAGAAUUGAUCUAAAAAAAAACAUGAGACAAUUAAAAAUGACUAAGAGACAAAACAAUGAAGUCGCUGUGAAAAGUUUCUCUCUUUCUUGGAAACAAGGUAUUGAUUAAAGAACUAAUCCAUAUACAAUGGAUGGAAAAAAUAACUGUAUAAACUAUAAUUUCUUUUCUCAAACAAUCCAAGUACUGAAGUGGGUGACAUUGAACUUCAAAAUCAAUUCUGUUUAUCUGCAUUAAUCAUGCUAAGAGUACCACAACAACAACAGCAGAAAGGUACUACAAUAAAGAAGGGGGCAUGGUCUCCAGAGGAAGACCAAAAACUGAGAACUUAUAUCAUGAGAUAUGGCAUCUGGAAUUGGAGACAGAUGCCCAAAUUUGCAGGGCUUUCACGUACGGGGAAAAGUUGCAGACUUAGAUGGAUGAACUAUCUCCACCCUGAUGUUAAGAGAGGACCUUUUACCAUGGAAGAAGUCGAAACAGUGAUCAAAACAUAUCAGAAACUUCGAAGCAGAUGGUCAGCCAUAGCAACAAAAUUGCCAGGAAGAACAGACACCGAAGUUAAAAACUUCUUCCACACACACUUAAAGAAGCAUCUUGGACUGAAAAAUUAUGAUGCCCAACUGAAGACUAGGAAAGGCCACAAACAAACCCAAGAAAAUGAGAAGGAAAAUAGUACUCAAGGAAGACUUGUGCUUGAAACGAUCAACAGCAGCAGUUCAUUAUCACCAGAUGUUUGUUCACCCUGCAGCAGCACUAUUACAUGUAAAGAAAACCAAAUGACGGAUCAGUUCACGAAUUUCUCACUUCUUGUCGAUCAACAAGUUUCCGAAGGGGAAAACACAAAUAUUCAGCCAUGUUUCAUUCCCGGUGGUUCUACCUUUAGCACCUUCGAUCAAUUCGAUAUGAACUCAUUCUGGUUUGAUGUACUUGGAAAUUUCUGAAAGACAGACUUUCUAAAACAUGUUACAAGUUAGAACCCAUGCGCAGGUCCUAGCAUGUAUCUUUCUUUUCUUUUUCACAAAGCAAUAAUCCAGCAUCUGUAUUAAAACUUGCCAAGUCUAAAUUCAUUAAGUUCGUAUUACUAUCA